GUUCCUUAGAAAUGCCAUUAAACAAUAGGGUGCUGCAGUUCAAAUGGAUUUCCAGAGAAGUUAUAUCAAAUCGUCCUCCUUUGGCUCUAUUUAAAGGGGCACCAAAGCCAACUUGUCUCACAUUACUUAUUUAAAGAACAACUAAAGCAAGAGAAAUCCAAGAUCGUGAAUCUGAGCAACCAGUCAUUCCCACUGCAUAAAAUGAAGGCUGUUGUGAUCGUUUUCCUUGUUGCAAGUGUCUGCAUUCACUGUGCAAUUCCAUCAAAACAAAACAUACGCAAAAAACGAGCCUGGAUUGUGGAUUCACUCUCCAUGGAAGAGGAGCACAGUGGUCCUUUCCCAUAUAAACUGGGAGAUUUAAAUAUUGAGAAAACAGUUAUGGAAGAAUACUUCAUCCAUGGUCAAGGCAUUGACAAAGAUCCCAAAGGAAUUCUCUCUGUCAAAACCAAUGGAUCGAUUUAUGCUCUUGGAAAAGUUGACUAUGAGGAAUACAAGAAGCUGAGAAUCACACUAACUAAAGAAAACACAAACGUUGCUGUAGAUAUUGUGAUUCAGGAUGUUAAUGACCAUGCUCCUGUUUUCAACAAGGAAGUGUAUGAAAUCACAAUAGAUGAGUCAACACCACAAGGUGAGCAUUUGGUCACAGUGCUGGCAACCGAUGCUGACCAGUUUGGCACUGCAAACUCAUUGUUUACUAUGAAAAUCAUCUCAGUGUCUCCUCAAACCCUUAAUACUGAGUUCUUCAUUGAACAAACUGAAGGAGAUGUGAUAGGGAAGAUUUCUUUCAAAGGAUGUCUGGAUUAUGAGGAGACCCAAAAAUACACUAUUCUGGUUGAAGCAAAGGAUCAAGGGGAGAAGGUACAACUCUCUAGUACAAGCACAGUGAUAGUGAAUAUCAUCGACAAAAACAACCAUCUACCAGAAUUCACCAGGACAAGUGCUUUUACAGAGGUGAAAGCACAAAGGAGUGGAGAACCUGUUUGUCGACUGCAGGUGACAGAUAAAGACAGCAGAGGAUCUGCAGCAUGGAGAGCACGAUACUCUCUGCAGGGUGAUGAAGCACAGCGUUUUAAGAUUCAGACUGAUCCGGAGACCAAUGAUGGAGUCAUAACCGUCGCUGAGCCUUUGAAUAAUGAAGAAAGGUCCAACUUGAGCCUGAUUGCCACUGUGGAGAAUGAGGAGCCCUUCUUCUACUGUAGAGUCACAGGACGUCCUAGACAUGGACUGUGGGAUGUAGAACACUCAAGAGGAAGGCCCAGUUCCACAUCAGUGUUCCUUCUAUUCACAGUUAUUAGGAAAGAUGCCAGUGAGCCCUCAGUAUUUGUGGAGAUCAUGAAUCAUGUGGGAGUUAUGGAGAGAAUGGAGACUGGAAGGAUGCUGGAGGUCAAAAAAUUGAGCAUGUGUCUGUCUGAGAAGAACACUGUCAUUACAGCUGUCGACCCAGACCCAUACAGUCCGUCAUUCCACUUUGAGCUGAUGGGAGAUGUUGAGGGGAAAUGGAAGCUUCAUUCUAACUAUGGAACAACCGUGAGACUGAUUAAAGAGAGCGCUGUACGUGCUGGCAAUCAUGAACUCACCCUUAAGAUCUCUGACAGCCGGGGCCAGUUUUCACUCCAGACCCUCUCAGUUCAUGUGUGUGACUGUGAUGUUUCUGCAAACUGCCAUGUGCACAGAGCACCAACAAUACAGUUGAACAUCACUGCUGUCACUGCCAUAGUCAUCAGCAUCUUGGUACUGCUAGGGAUCCUGAUGAUGGCGUGCCAGAUCAAAGGCAGAGCAAAGAAAUCUGCAAUGAGCUCCUUCCUCUCUCUGGAGGAGGAACAUAAUCAAUCUCUUAGUUCUGACACCUUUGAAAGACGUGAAACUGAUUGCAUGUGUUUUGAACCCGAGGCUGAUGGUCAGACUAAUGUCCUCCUUUAUCCAGGCAGCAUCUUUAUUUCACUUCAACUCAACUCAACUCCAUGAGCCAGAGCUAGAAUUAAAAAGCUACCAGACCUCAGUAUGCCACCUAGUGUACUGUGACAAUAUGAAGGACAUCCAAAAAAAAAAAAAAAAAAAAAAUUUAUCAAUGCAGUACUUGUCGGACUGCUUGGUUUUGCACUGUGAAUUAAAAGGUAGGGCUUCUUUUGGUUGUGGUUGUUGAAACAGAUUACCAGAUUAAUUCUGCAUUAAGUGAAUGCUGGCUGAAUUCUAUGAAUGAAUAUGCACAAAAUGAAUGAAUAUGUAUUAUGUGUCAUAUGAGUAUAUCAGCUUAUGCAGAUAAAAGUUGAGAAAUUCAUAAACAGCCCUUACCAUUUUCUCUGAUCGGGUAGGUGAUACUGUAUCGAGGUAUUCUUACACUGAUAUGUUUAUAGUGUUCAUAUGAAGAAAUUUUAUACAAGUGAAAGAUUGUUCAUGUAUUGUGGAUAUUGUUUUUUUUAUAUAUAUUUUUAAUGAUAUUGUCUUUAUUUAUUCUGCUCAAAUAAA
This is a messenger RNA of Megalobrama amblycephala (Wuchang bream), 2466 nucleotides long. RefSeq names its product cadherin-like protein 26. The record is from RefSeq and is a predicted model, not a curated record. The transcript has 11 exons. Bases 202 to 1965 code for a protein of 587 amino acids. NCBI's taxonomy places the organism in Eukaryota, Metazoa, Chordata, Actinopteri, Cypriniformes, Xenocyprididae. Gene Ontology annotation, cellular component: adherens junction; plasma membrane; catenin complex. Gene Ontology annotation, molecular function: calcium ion binding; cadherin binding. Gene Ontology annotation, biological process: adherens junction organization; cell-cell junction assembly; multicellular organism development.